Aspergillus luchuensis is the source of this 1758-nucleotide messenger RNA. RefSeq names its product putative sugar transporter. The coding region runs from base 1 to 1758 and encodes 585 amino acids. Gene Ontology annotation, cellular component: membrane. Gene Ontology annotation, molecular function: transmembrane transporter activity. Gene Ontology annotation, biological process: transmembrane transport. The record is from RefSeq and is a predicted model, not a curated record. Lineage: Eukaryota; Fungi; Ascomycota; Eurotiomycetes; Eurotiales; Aspergillaceae. The transcript is spliced from 7 exons.
AUGCCUUUCGGAGUCAACCCUUUCCGGAAGAAUGACCACGACUUCCCUGGAGUCGUGGUCCCCUUGUCCGAAGCCCCUCCGCAUCACAAGCCGAACCCUGAACUAGAAAAAACCGACCGCCCUGAUGAGAAGACUGACAAUAGGAGCUUGGAUAGGGCUCCUUCCUCGGAAGCCGGCGUAGGGUCUGUCCACAACUACAACACCCUGACCAUCGAGGCCCUUCGCGCUGAAGUUGAGGCGGAUAUUGCGACAUCAGGCAAAGACACUGCGUAUGACCGCAAGGCAAAACUCAUCAAUAGAGCCAUCCAGGAUAUUGGCAUGGGCCGUUAUCAGUGGCAACUUUUUGCGCUCUGUGGUUUUGGUUGGCUAGCAGACAAUCUCUGGUUGCAGGGUGUUGCAUUGACACUAACCCCGAUUGCCUCGGAGUUCGGGGUUUCUACUACAUGGGUCCGAUUCACAACAUGCUCCUUGUUCUUGGGUCUUUGCAUUGGUGCAUCGUUCUGGGGUAUCGCAUCCGAUAUCAUCGGCCGUCGCCCGGCUUUUAACAUGACGCUAUUCAUUUGCGGUGUUUUUGGCAUCGCCGCCGGUGGUGCCCCAACCUGGAUCGGAGCCUGUGCCCUAUAUGCUUGCUUGGGUCUUGGUGUAGGCGGUAACCUGCCUGUCGAUGGGGCUUUGUUUUUGGAAUUUCUCCCUUUUGCCUCGGGAAACCUUCUGACAAUGCUGAGUGUCUGGUGGCCUCUCGGCCAAUUAGUCUCCAGUCUACUCGCAUGGGCGUUCAUUCCAGACUACAGCUGCAGCAGCGAUCUGCCUGCUUGUGGUAACGUUGCUAGCGGAGAAGCGUGCUGCACUAAGCAAAGCAACAUGGGGUGGCGCUACUUGUGCUUCACGCUGGGUGCCCUUACUUUCGCCAUGUUCAUUUGCCGCUUCUUCCUCUUCCAUCUAUACGAGUCGCCCAAGUAUUUGCUUGCACGUGGCCGUCAGAGCGAUGCUGUUGCUUCCGUUCACGGCAUUGCCCACAAGAACCGAACCAAGACGUGGCUGACUGAGGAAAUCCUCAACGAAAUUGGUGGUUAUCCUGAGGAGGUGGCAGAGGAAAAGCUCAGCUUUGCUGAAAUCGUGCGGAGGAAUCUGUCCAAAUUUUCCUUGGAGCGCAUUGGACCCCUCUUUUCCUCCAAAAAGCUUGGUUUCUCCACCGUUCUCCUCUGGUUCUGCUGGGCCACGAUUGGAAUGGGAUAUCCCUUGUUCAAUGCCUUCCUCCCCCAGUACCUCGAGCGUGCAGGUGGCUCCAGCUCCAGCUCUACUUACAUUGCCUACCGAAACUAUGCCAUCACUUCGAUUGUCGGUGUCCCUGGGUCGAUCCUGGCCUGCUACACUGUUGAGAUCAAGUAUGUUGGCCGUAAGGGUACGAUGGUUAUCUCCACCUUGAUUACCGGAGUGCUGCUCUUCUGCUUCACGGCCUCGACCGACUCCAACAUCCAACUGCUUUGCUCCUGCCUCGAGGCUUUCUUCCAGAACAUCAUGUACGGCGUCUUGUACGCCUACACUCCCGAGGUCUUCCCAGCUCCGAACCGUGGCACGGCCACUGGCAUUUCCAGCUGCCUAAACCGCAUUGCGGGACUGUGCGCGCCUCUCGUGGCCAUCUACGGCGCAAGUUCCAACCCAGAUGCUCCUAUCUACGCAUCUGGUGGACUUAUCCUGGCCGCAUUCGUGGCCAUGUGUCUUCUCCCUAUUGAAACCCGGGGAAAGCAGACGCUGUAA